GCUAAUGCUAUUCAGAAUGACUGGCUCGCAGCACAAGAGCAGCAGAGACGGCAGCAACUGGCCUGGCAGCGGGCGCAGUGGUACCAACACAUGCAACACAUACAGCAGCAGCAACAAAACCUUAACAGAGUGCACCAACAACAGCAGGAGAACGUCUCUCCUCAGGCUACAGAACCGUGGCAAAAUGCUGCCACGGAAAUUAUCGUCGAGAGCAUGGGGGAGGUCGUGGCGCGAGAAGCCUCAGGGGAGGAAAAGGAACCACCCCUGCCAGAGGCCGAGUAUGGGGAUUUUAAUCUGGGAAUAACGCCUAUGGAUGCUGUUACUGCCACACUUGCAAAUCUUGGAGGCAGGUUGUUUGAAGACCCUGACUUCCCAGCUACCAGCGCUUCUCUCACCUACCUUGAGAAUCCACCUGCUGCUAGUCGCCAGGUUGUAUGGCUGCGUCCUAAGGACAUAGUUGGCCCAGGUAAACAGCCCCAGUUAAUUAAAGAUGGGAUCAGUAGGUCAGAUAUUGACCAAGGUUCUCUGGCAGACUGCUGGUUCCUUUCUGCAUGCGCUGCAGUGUCUGCACGACAAAAGUUCAUGAAAAUUAUUAUCCCUGAUAACCAAGUAUUAACUGGUCCAGAAUACCAUGGAAUAGUCUGGUUCAGAUUCUGGAGGUUUGGAAAAUGGUACAAUGUCUGCGUUGAUGAUCGCCUGCCCACCAAGAAUGGCAAACUGUUCUACGGAAGCUGCGAUGAUUCUGAGGAGUUUUGGGUGCCACUGCUGGAGAAGGCAUAUGCCAAACUCCAUGGCUCCUAUGAAGCACUGUGUGGUGGUCAUACAAUGAAUGCACUGCUGGAUUUGACUGGUGGUCUGGGAGAGAAAUACGAGGUGGCUCUCAAGGCAGAAGAGUACCAGAAGUUGUUCCUGAAGAUACUACAUGCACACAGAUCUGGGGCAUUUAUUUGUGCUUCCAAGAGGGUCCAGGGACAGGGGCAGACAGAGGAGGUGGACAAGGAAGGCCUGGUGUCAGGACACGCAUAUACUAUCACCAAUGUUGUCAUUUUAAAGCAGGGUAAUGGACUGGCACACCUAAUCCGUGUCCGUAACCCCUGGAACAGCGCCACAGAGUGGAAUGGAGCCUGGAGUGAUGGACAUGAGUUUUGGAAUCUCAUUGAUAAGUCGGUAAAAGAGAAGCUUGGCCUCACACAUAAAGCUGAUGGGGAGUUUUGGAUGGACUACCGUGACUUUGCUCAAAGAUUUAGUAUUAUCAACAUAUGCAGUGCAGGACCAGACUUUGAUGGGGAUGGAAUACCAGAUCAGUAUGGUCAUGUUGUGAUGGCAUUUGGAAACUGGGUAGCAGGACAAACAGCUGGUGGACGGAGAACCCUUGAAACUUACACCACAAAUCCUCAGUAUCUUCUUCAUGUCACUCACACAGAUAAUUUCAAUGGUGAUCCCACUGUGGACAGAUGCAGUAUUGUCAUUUCACUGAUGCAAGAGUACAGGAUGUCUUCUAGAACAGAGAUUCCUAAAGCACAUUACAUAGGCUUCCAUUUGUACAACGUCAAGCCAGCAGAUUCAUAUGCUAGAAAAGUUAUUCCUAUUGGUCUCGCUGAAAAGGAAGGUCCAUAUUUGAACUGCCGCCAUGUCUCAGAGCGAUUUCACCUAAAACCCGGUUAUUAUCUCUUUGUGCCAAGCACAUAUGAUCCCUACAAGGAAGGAACAUUUCUCCUCAGGAUAUUUGGGGUGCACAAAUUUGAAUUCAUAGGGCCAUUGCAACACUUGCCCAAUAAUGGCUGACCAGGUACUUGCAUCCUUGACUCGGAGUUGUGUUUUCAAGAUAGUCAGAAGUUCCCAGACCAGAGUGCCCUCCAUCUACAUAAUUCCUUAAUUUAUCUUUUUAUUAGUAAUUCUGAUAAUUGAUCUUUGAAAAUAUAAACACUUACUUUCAUUGUGUCCAAUCUGAUAGCUUUCAGGGAUGUUAAACAGUGGCAGUAGUGUAAUGAAAGAUAGCAAUUUUAGACGUGAAGCAAGAUUUGCUUACUGCAGUAGAUAGGAUACUAGUACUCUGCUUUGCCACCAGGUGUCAUGCUAGUCUAGAUGAUGUCUUGGACAGAAAAACGGCUGUCAGCUUGUCAACUCUGAUUAGUUUGUGGGGCAUGAAAUAAUGGUACAUUUUUCAAUUAGGCUCUACUUUGCUGAAAUUAUGGCAAUUUGUGGAGCUCACUAGAUCAUUACAAAGUGGAAAUGUACGGGUACUCAGUGGAAGGCAGUACAAUUAAACAUUAAAUACAUGUAAUUAUUGACUUGGCUGAUCAUGAUGUUAAUACAGGGUAUGUUGUUUUUAAUACCUUGGAAAAAUCAUAUUGGCCAGUAUUUUUACCUGUGAUACAUUAAUUGUAAUAUCAGUCAGUUAAGCUACAUAGGUCUGUUUAGAAAAGGCAUAAAGUUUUUAAGCUGUGAUACAUGUCAUUUUUUAAAUUUUCUAUGAAUUUAUAUGGAACAGAAACUGCAAGCAUCAUGUUUGUAGUAGUUUUAACCCAGGUAUAUAUACUAAUUACUAGUAUGUCCAUGAACUGUGAUCAAACAAACUAUAGCAUUAUUACGCAUUUUGACAAACACUAACAGUAUAUUGUAUACAUGUAUAUCUAUAGUGUACUUCUUUAGUUUUCUGCAUCAUUUUUUGUAACAUUUUGAUGGUAUUUUUUUACCAAUUUAUAUAUUGAUUGAUUUUUUAUUGAUAAUCAGUCUCAAAUGAGGCAGCUGUUUUGUUAUUUGCUUUGUUUUUGUCAUUUCAAUGUAUGUACAUGAUCCAUAUGUGACAGUUAUUGCUUUUUUCCAUUCGACUUACUAAAUAGGUAGGUUUUUAAAAAUAAUAUUCUUAAAAGAAUAUAGUCACCUGCAUGGUAAUUGGUAAUGUUCAAAAUUGACUAUUUUGUGCAAGCGGACACUUAGUCUGUGUUGUUAAACCAAAGCUGGAGAACGUUUUCAUGUUCAAAUAUAUCUACCCAAACA
Lingula anatina is the source of this 3000-nucleotide messenger RNA. RefSeq names its product calpain-B-like. Gene Ontology annotation, cellular component: cytoplasm. NCBI's taxonomy places the organism in Eukaryota, Metazoa, Brachiopoda, Lingulata, Lingulida, Lingulidae. Gene Ontology annotation, biological process: proteolysis. The record is from RefSeq and is a predicted model, not a curated record. Gene Ontology annotation, molecular function: calcium-dependent cysteine-type endopeptidase activity.